CACAGGAGGAGGAGGAGGCAAAGGAACAGUCUCUUCCGCUGUUUGGCGGCUCCGCCCAGCGGCGUGGAUCCGGUCGGAGCGCAGCGAGGAGCGGGCACUGCAGCCGGAAUGGCCCCCGGGGAGCUCGCCUUGUUGAGUGUCUCAGAUAAGACUAGCUUGUUGGACUUUGCCAAACGCCUGGUUUCCUUGGACCUGUCUCUUGUUGCAUCUGGUGGAACAGCCAAGACUCUGCGGGAGGCUGGUUUCGCUGUCCGGGAUGUGUCAGAGAUUACCGGCUUCCCCGAAAUGUUGGGCGGCAGAGUGAAGACCCUACAUCCUGCUGUUCAUGGAGGUAUCUUGGCGCGGAACAUUCCUGAAGACAUGUCCGACAUCAAAAAGCUCGGUUUCAGCAUGAUAAGGGUCGUGGCCUGUAACCUCUACCCAUUUGUGCAAACCAUUUCAGCUCCAAACGUGACAAUGGCAGAGGCCGUGGAGCAGAUCGACAUCGGUGGAGUGACGUUGCUGAGGGCAGCAGCCAAGAACCACGCCCGUGUGACCGUGGUGUGCGAUCCCGCCGACUACCUGCCAGUCGCCCAGGAAAUGGAGGCCUCGGAUCAGAAGGACACAUCCACGGAGACCCGGAAAGCCCUGGCGCUGAAGGCCUUCACACACACGGCCCAGUACGACGAGGCGAUCUCGGAUUACUUCCGGAAGGAAUGUGGCCGGGGGAAGUCACAGCUCUGCCUGAGGUACGGGAUGAAUCCUCACCAGACUCCAGCCCAGAUCUACACACAGAGGCCUCAGCUGCCCAUCCAAGUCCUGAAUGGAUCUCCCGGCUUCAUUAAUCUGUGUGACGCUCUGAACGCCUGGCAGCUGGUGAGAGAACUGAAGCAGGCCCUGUGUCUCCCUGCAGCUGCCUCCUUCAAGCACGUCAGCCCUGCUGGUGCCGCUAUUGGUGUCCCAAUGACUGAAGAAGAAGCCAGAGUCUGUAUGGUCCAUGAUAAAUAUGGCACACUGACUCCACUGGCUACAGCUUAUGCCAGAGCAAGAGGUGCUGACAGGAUGUCCUCCUUUGGUGACUUCAUCGCUCUGUCUGAUGUUUGUGACGUCCCGACUGCCCAGAUAAUCUCCAGAGAGGUGUCUGAUGGAAUUAUCGCCCCCGGUUACAAGCAAGAGGCGUUGGAUAUCCUGUCCAAAAAGAAAAAUGGAAACUAUUGCAUCCUUCAGAUGGACCUGGAGUAUGAACCUGACGAGGUUGAAACGCGGACUAUUUUCGGAUUGCAUCUGUCCCAGAAGAGGAACAAUGCGAUUAUCGAUCGGUCGCUGUUCGAAAAGCAGGUCACCUCAUCCAAGGAGCUGCUGGAUUCUGCGAUUCGGGACCUGAUAGUAGCCAGUAUUGCUGUGAAGUAUACCCAGUCUAACUCGGUGUGCUACGCAAAGGAUGGCCAGGUGGUUGGCAUUGGAGCAGGGCAGCAGUCCCGUAUUCACUGCACCAGACUGGCGGGGGAUAAGACUGACCACUGGUGGCUCCGACACCACCCCAAGGUGCUGGCCAUGAAGUUCAAAGCGGGCGCCAAGCGGGCCGAGAUCGCUAACGCCAUUGACCAGUACGUCGGGGGCACAAUGGAGGCGGAGGAUCUGCCUGCGUGGCAGGCCAUGUUCGAGGAGCCCCCUGAGCCACUCUCGGACACUGAGCGGAAGAACUGGAUCUCCCGCCUCAGCGGCGUCGCUCUGAGCUCGGAUGCUUUCUUCCCGUUCCGUGACAAUGUUGAGCGUGCCAAGAAGAGUGGAGUUGAUUUCAUCGCCGCCCCGUCUGGAUCGGCAGCUGACCGGGUGGUGGUCGGUGCGUGUGAGCAGCUGGGUAUAACACUGUUCCACACCAACCUGCGACUCUUCCACCACUAGAGGCUUUGCGUUCCCUGAGUGCGACCCAUCACGAGCCGUAACUAUGAAGAAAAAUUGCUUUUUGUACCACGCCCUUCCUUCCAAAGAUUAGUAACUGUCAUUUUAUGUUAAGAAGGAAAAAUGUUUGGGCUCAUGCCCACUGCUGUAGUGAGUUGUCUCCAUUUAGUUUUCCAAAUAAACACCAUGGUUUGGAAGUUGAAA
Messenger RNA from Hemiscyllium ocellatum (epaulette shark), 2085 nucleotides. RefSeq names its product 5-aminoimidazole-4-carboxamide ribonucleotide formyltransferase/IMP cyclohydrolase (gene atic). Gene Ontology annotation, molecular function: phosphoribosylaminoimidazolecarboxamide formyltransferase activity; IMP cyclohydrolase activity. The transcript has 16 exons. Lineage: Eukaryota; Metazoa; Chordata; Chondrichthyes; Orectolobiformes; Hemiscylliidae. The record is from RefSeq and is a predicted model, not a curated record. Bases 109 to 1884 code for a protein of 591 amino acids. Gene Ontology annotation, cellular component: cytosol. Gene Ontology annotation, biological process: 'de novo' IMP biosynthetic process.